CAUCGCGGGUGUUUCUGACAAGGAAACAACAUCUGGCCGCCUGUGCCUUAAACGUGCAACCCCCCUUCGUCCUGUGAAAGCGUGGCCAUGGCGCACCUGUCGUAGGAUGCGGAGCCCGGCGCACCGGUGCAGGGACAUCGAGAGGCAAGCCGGCUACCUGCGGCCCGAGCACUGCGCGCCUCCGCCGCCCCGCGCCAGGACCGCCGGCAUGUGGUUCAUCCGGGACGGCUGCGGCAUCGUCUGCGGCGUCAUCACCUGGCUGCUGGUCGUCUACGCCGAGUUCGUGGUGGUCUUCGUCAUGCUGCUGCCCUCCAAGAGCCUGGCCUACAGCCUGUUCAACGGGGCGCUCUUCAACGGCCUGGCCUUCCUUGCCCUCGCCUCACACUGCAGGGCCAUGACUGACCCGGGGGCCGUGCCAAAAGGAAACGCCACCAAGGAGUUCAUCGAGAGCUUGCAGCUGAAGCCCGGGCAGGUGGUGUACAAGUGUCCCAAGUGCUGCAGCAUCAAACCGGACAGGGCGCACCACUGCAGUGUCUGCAAGAGGUGCAUUCGGAAGAUGGACCACCACUGCCCCUGGGUCAAUAACUGCGUAGGGGAAAACAACCAGAAGUACUUUGUCCUAUUUACGAUGUAUAUAGCACUAAUAUCCCUGCAUGCCCUGAUGAUGGUAGCUUUUCACUUUCUGUAUUGCUUCGAAGAAGACUGGACAAAGUGCAGUACCUUCUCACCUCCAGCGACUGUCAUCCUGCUCAUCCUCUUGUGUUUUGAGGGGCUCCUUUUCCUCAUUUUCACAUCUGUGAUGUUUGGGACCCAAAUCCAUUCAAUCUGUACUGAUGAAACAGGGAUAGAGCAGUUGAAAAAGGAAGAGCGAAGAUGGGCUAAAAAAACUAAGUGGAUGAACAUGAAGGCGGUGUUCGGACACCCCUUCUCUAUAGCCUGGCUUAGCCCCUUCGCCACCCCCGAUCACGGCAAGGCAGACCCCUAUCAGUAUGUUGUGUGAGAUGGAUGAAGUGGGCCGUCCCCAGCGCACGCCGUGGAACACGAUUGUAAACCGCACUCAAAGAACACCUCUUCAGUCUCCUGCCUUUUUUUUCCCCCUCCAGUUUCGAUGGUUUGGUUUUCUUUCGCGUCGAGCAGUUGCAGAGAAAAAGAACCGCCUUCCUCAUCUGCGUUCUGAGAUCCUGAGUCUUCUGCUUCGCCUCGGCUGUUAACGUAUUAACUGAAAUCGCUUCUCCUCCCUGUUCGCACCGGUGCAAUCUGAAUCUUUCGUUUCUGGAUGUGCUUUUAUUCUUUACCUGCCUGGCGGUACCAUGAGCUGAGAUUGCCAUUGUAUUUUCAGCCACCACCCACUGCUGAACCUCCUGCUCUGUGCUUGAAGAAAAGCCUUGGAGUCUGUUCAGUCAGUUCAGGCCAUGUGGACUGGUACUGUAAACUGUAUGAAAACUUGCUGUACAAGAAAGUUUGAAAGUGUAUAUUAUUCCGUUUUAAAUACCUUUUUAUGUAGUGGAGAGAAUAUAUCAUGUCCUUUAGAAGAUGGUUUCACCAUCUGUAGGAGAGCGUAACGUAAUAUUACCUGCAACUGAAAUCCCUGAAGAGUGAAAAAUAAGGCAGUCACGCUGAUACCAUCAUCAUAAUUAGUGGGUAUGUGAUUGUCUCUCUCUUAUUUUUCAUUUUUAUCCUAAAGGCAACUUCCAAUUAUGGAAGUCAGCUGUCCUUAGCCCAUGUGCGCCAGUGUUUAAAUUGUCCGUAUGAUUAUUUUUGCUCGAACACCUUUUAUGAGUAAUUUUAACUUUGGCUGAUAAGAAAAACAGGGAUGUCCAGGGAUUCUGUGAAAUAUAUUCAACUUCUAAACAAGGCAUAAAAAGACAUUACUUUUGGAUCAUUGUAUAAAUACGGGUUCAUGUGUCCUCUUUUUCAAAAUGACCAAAUUAUUCAAAUAUUCUUCAUCUUCAGUUCCACAGAAAGUCACCUCCAACGCACAGCUCUGUAGAUGACUUGGACAUCUGCGGUUUUGUUAUCUUAUUGAAAUUCUGACUUUGGCUUUGUGACUGUGAGAAUGUGAGUGCCAAUAAUGUUGAAGAGGCUGUGAUUAAAGCAUAAAUUAACUGAGCAACACUAACAACAUUAUACUGCUAAUGGCUUUAAUAUAAUAUAAAGUGCUUUCAAAUUAGCAAUGCUAAGCACAGUAAAGGCACUAUACAGUAUGGCACCUGUAGGACCUCAGCGUGUAAUAUUCCCAAAGCAAUGUGUAUUGUUUGAAAGGAAUAAGAUGUCUGCUGCACAGGACCCAAAACGCUGCAGAUCUGUGUGAGAAGCAAAGUCGAGACAACCACUAUUCAGAAAGUUGUCUGACAAUGAAUAUAUAUAUACUAAUUUAAAUUAAAUGUUAAAAAUCUUUAAAUUUGCCAAAAGACCAUAUUAAGCUGACUCUUGAUGUGCCCCCACAUCAAGACAGGAAAAAGUUCUAUUAAUAACUAACCCCAUAAGCCACAAUCUAGCAGGCUUUUUUAGGAAAAGGUAAUAAGGGGAUAAAUUGUAAUCAAUUGUAAGUGAUUUUAAUUUAGAAAUUAGACCAUAAAUCUAACCUUCAGGGAUACAAGUUCCUUUUAUUGAGCACAUUGAUUUGACAACCAGUUUUAGAAACAUGUUUUAGCACAACUAAUGUAUUGGGGCAAAACCUAAUUGGACUGGGGCUCUCUCUUUUUCCCUUUAAUUAAACCAGUCGAGAUUGAUUGGUUUAAAAACAGGGCAACAACAGCUCUCUGUUACUGUUCGUUACAUUUGUAACUCGGAGCGAUGACAUCAGUUAUGAACUUUGAACUAUCCUUUUGCAUGUCUUGGCUUUGCUUAGGCGCCAUCAGUUCAGGAGGAAGUGGAUUGCAUUACAAUCCACAAGUUAGUGAUUAAUUUCUAUACGUUGGCUAAACCUGUCUCCAGUGGUGACAGUCCUGCAUUUUCUGAUCAUCAUAUCGGUGCUUGUGAUGUUAAAAAGGCUCAUGCGCCCAUUAUUUUUGUCCCAUAACAAGUUUCAGGCGAAUCUCUAGACCCUCUAAGGUAGUAAAAGUAAAAAGGAAAAGCCAUGCGUCGCAUUAUCACAAUGGUAUGCUAUUAUGGAUUGAACAGUUACUUCUCCUAGAGCUGCAAAUCUUCCUUUUGUCAUAGUUUUCUGUAGAACAGUCAGUCAGUGGGGGAAAAGCACAGCUAAAGACUGGUGUGGAGAGAGCAGGCUGUGUUAUUUGGAGUCAUUAUAGUGGGGUUUUAAACAGAGCUGUUCUGCUCGCGCAAUGAAUGGGGAUGGUAGACACAGAGUAUUGAGACGCUAUCAGAAACGGCCAAGUCCUGCUGGGACACGUCCAUCUCCUCCUGCCUACCUCUCUGCAGCACCUGCUGCAGGCCUCAGUAAAGCACUGCAGGAUAGCACUGCUUCCUAGUUUGUUAUCUUUAAUUUAUUUUGCCAAAUACAUCUGACCUUUGAGAACGUGUGUGAUCGAGAUCUUCUUCGGCCACCCCUGUCUUCCUCGCCCGUUUCUGGCCCUCCUGAGAGAGAGGGGGGUAGUGAGCGUCAGAGGAGAAGCAGCGCAGGUGGCCUGAGACCACAACAGAGCUCUUUCCGUUCAGGAACACUGGUGCCAAAUUGUACCUCCUUUUAACGAGAGAGGAUUGUUGCAGGGGUCUUGUCCGUCUCUGCAUGAGGGUGGGCCAGAUUGUACCCUGUCAUUAUCGGUGUGAAGUUAUUACUGCUGUGCAAAGCUUGUCUGCCUUUUUGUAUGACUGACAUGCACUCUGUUCUGUUAUGAAGAUGGGUUUAUGGUAAUUAUUGCAUUACAGAUGGGGUUUGUGGUGUCUCACUACAUGAAUAACCCAAAUCAGAUGUUGUUAAUUUACAAAGUUUAUGCCUAAUUUGCCCUGCAUAAAGGGAUAGAGUCAGGGUAUAUACUGUAUGACCCUUACCAGAAUAAGUGACUUUCUGGAUGGCUAAGAUCGGCUAUUCUAGCUGAAUAGAUUUGGUCAGAAAUAAGGAUAUGAGCUGGAAUGCUCAAUAAUCGCAAAACGUUUUCUUCUUGUGUUUUUUUCACAUCUCCUUUAAAGUGGUGUAGAGUGAUUUUAAGGCUACUUGCCAUCUUAUUUUCUACAAUGGAACAGUCUUCCCAGGUAGAACAUAUUGUCUCUACAUGCAAGUGCAAGAUUCUGUUCUUUUUCUUUUUUUACACGCGUACAUAUUUUAGCAAGGUAUUUAAACAUUGACUAAAUAUUUACACAGCCAGUGUCAAAUAUGGUUUAAACACGACUUCUUAUCUUUGACCUUUAGCGACCUUGCCUUCAUACAGAUUGAUUUAACGUUACAAAUUCUAAAUUGCCAGCCAGUACAGUUAAAUCCAGUGGCUAUCUUUAGUUUUUGUGAAAAUAUCUGGAUUUUUCUUGUCGAGGAAGUAAAUAUUUCUUAACUGACAUAUUUUAGAUUCUGGCUGUAUUUCAGAGAACACAGUGCUUUACUUCUUAAAGCACAUUUAUAGUUUUGACUACGUUUGUGCUCUAUAGAAUAUGCUUCAAAUUACAAUGAUAUAUUAACAGCAGUGCUGCAUGUUUAAUUAGAAUGAUGCUAAAUAUGCUGUUUCUUUGGGCAACGUCUUUGACUGUACUGAGCUGUAGCAUAAUUUGUUUACUCAGAUUAAACCACUGGACCAUUGUUUUUUAUAAUAAUCGUAGAAACUUCUUGCUGGAAUCAUUUUUUUUAAAGAAGUGGUGCUUUGGGAUUCUAGUUAAUUUUUUUCGGUCACUCUUUUCUUUUGUAUGUACAUACAGUAUUGACAAUGUACGUCUAUUUCAGGUGUCCAUCAGAAUGCUGCGUAUGUUAAUUCAAUGACUUUCACUUUGAAUAUAAAUGCAAUAAACUUUUUCCAGAGAACGUCUCCC
Molecule: messenger RNA, 4914 nt
Organism: Lepisosteus oculatus (spotted gar)
Lineage: Eukaryota; Metazoa; Chordata; Actinopteri; Semionotiformes; Lepisosteidae
Source: RefSeq, a predicted model, not a curated record